Corythoichthys intestinalis (scribbled pipefish) is the source of this 5319-nucleotide messenger RNA. Its product is annotated as serine/threonine-protein kinase SBK2-like. Bases 1300 to 2385 code for a protein of 361 amino acids. The transcript has 5 exons. Gene Ontology annotation, biological process: peptidyl-serine phosphorylation; peptidyl-threonine phosphorylation. Gene Ontology annotation, molecular function: ATP binding; protein serine/threonine kinase activity. The record is from RefSeq and is a predicted model, not a curated record. Lineage: Eukaryota; Metazoa; Chordata; Actinopteri; Syngnathiformes; Syngnathidae.
UUCACACAUUUGUGCCUUGGAUCAUCUCGUUACCAAGCUUCUCGGUCAAGAUCAAAGCUAUAACGCGUCAAUCAUAGUUAACUUUUAAGUACCAAACGCAAGCUGGACAGUGGCUGCACUGCUUAGUAGGAGGGAGAGAGGCUGUGGCGCUGUAGGAGCAUGGAGCAGAAUUUUUUUUUUUUUUUUAAAUAAAAACACCUGAUCCUUUUCGCCCGAUUUCUGAUCACUUAAUUGGAUCAGGACAUCCCUAGUUUGUGGUAUUUUUAAUGUUCCCCCCAAAAAGUAUUUUUAAUUGUACUUUAUUUUGUAUUCAUAUUUUUAGCUUAUCACAAGUCUCGCGGGGGUGCCGGAGCCUAUCCCAGGUGGGCAUGAGACUGGGUACACCCCGAAUUGUUUGCCAGCCAAACAAUUUGUAUUUUAAUCAUUUCCAUUUUCAAUUCUUUGCAUUUGAUGUUUUUAGUUGAAUUACUUUUUACUUGUACUGUACUUUCAAGUUACUUUUUUAAAUUAAAUAUUAGAAUUUUGAAACAUUUUUUCAUUAAAUUUGUCUUAUUCAGGUUUUUGUAUUAAUAACUAAUUUGAUCAUGUUUUUAAAAAAUUCAAUGAUGUGUUUACAUUUUGAAAUUUUUACAUUUUUUAUAUGUAUCUUAACAUUCACAUGUUUAAUGAUUAGCAUUUGAACAUUGCUUUUUUUAUAAUUGUAAUUUUUUUUUUACGUAGAUCGUGAUUACGAGUAUUUUCAUUAUAUUUGGAUGUUAUUUGUAUUUAAAAGCCUAUUUUUUUGUUUAGUUAUAACUUUGACGUAAUUUUUUAACUCAUUCCCUACUAUUGACAUUAGUAGAUGUCCAAUUUAACCAUUUACAACUGGCUGUGAAUGCUCAUCUUUCAGUACCACUGACAGCGCUAGACGUCCAAUUUAUUUUGACUGCCCCUCCCAGUCUGAAUAAAUUGUACGUCGUGCACCGUCAAUGGCGGCCAAUCAAUUACCUAGGUUGUAUUUGUUUACAUUUUUUCAACUGUAUUUUUUCCAUUAUAGAUAGCGUACCUGCAGGUGGUGCUGAUUCUCCAAUUGGCUUCCAACACACACACACCCCCAAACAGGAAUCCAAGUGUGUGUGUGUAGCCAAAUGUUGCUGGCUUAAGUUUGCAUCCGUCCGCUCACACGCACGUUUGACUUCGCCACUGCAAACAGAUUGACUCACUUUACUUCUGCUUGUGCAGGCGCUUCUGAUGCAACGUCCAAGUGACCAAGGACUCGCCGGGUGAAGGACAGAAGAACAUUUGGACCGAAGUGCCAAAAUGUCGGCGGCCGCCCGGCUCCUGGACGACAUGUGCCACCUGACGGCUCAAUCGCUGACCAAAUUGGAGACGUCUGAGCACUUCCGGGUGGUCAAACUCUUGGGCGAAGGCUCGUACGGGAAGGUCAUGCUAGCCGUGCACCUCAAAAGUGGAAGCGCGAUGGCGCUGAAGUUCUUCCCCCGCGUGACCACUUGUCUGAGCUCCUUCCUGCGCGAGUACAACGUGGCUCUGCGCUUCUGCACUCACCCGUCGUUGAGUCGCGCGCUGGGCAUCGCCUACUUCACGCCGUCACAUUACGUCUUCGCGCAGCAGGCCGGACUCUUCGGUGACCUCUACGACUUCAUCGUACCCGAGGCCGGUCUUGAGGAGAGUCAGUGCCAGCGGGUGGUGUCCCAGCUGUGCGGCGCCCUAUCCCACCUCCACUCGCUGGGUUUGGUCCACAGAGACGUCAAACCCGACAACGUCUUCCUGUGCGACGCUGCCUGCCAUUGGGUCAAGCUGGGAGACUUCGGGAUGGUGAAGGCCCGGGGAACCAAGGUCCCAGAAGUGUGGUACCGUUCUCCAUACUGCACCCCCGAAGCUGAGGUGGCGCGAGGCACCGUGGACAGUAAAGACGAUGAAAAGAAGAAGCGGCUCCAGCGAGUUUGGGUCAGUGUAGAACCCAGCGUGGACAGUUGGGCCUUGGGCGUUCUGACCUACGCAGUCUUGACGGGCGCCCACCCGUGGCCCAGCACGUCCUCGGACUGCAACGCUUACCUCAAGUACCUCCAGUGGUUCGACUCUGCCAAAAGCCCGCGGGACGAUCUAGACGUGUGGGCGGAACUGGACGACCCCCUGCCGGAGAAGGAGCGCCCCCCGGUGGCACCACAGUUCGCACUCUUCACCCCGCUAGCCCGGGCUUUCUUCCGCCUACUGUUGGAUCCCGACCCGCUGAUCAGGGGGCGACCCGAGGACGUGCCGGGGUACCUGGGGGGCGCCUGGCUGGCGGCCGGGGAAAGGCCAUGCCCACUAGAGCAAAUAGAGAAAAGUCGAGGAAGUGGCGCGGUCAACCAGGUGAAGGAGAAAGAGGGACGAGGGCAAAGGUGAAAGACCGCAUUUUUCACUGUUCUGAUCCGAUUCACAUCGAGACAACAAGCAAGUACCUAGCAAACAAGCCCAAAUCGCAUCUGAGCUUCCGCUAACGCGUUAAACCGGUGAACGAAUCGCAUCUAUAUUUAUCCACCGACCUUUCCGCGCUUCAUUUUUGGCCACCGGACGCACCGACUUGACUUUGUCUCGCUGUAAACGCGCGGGACGCAUUCUUGAUUUCCUGACAAGAACUCGACACCGCUUUGAGCGCGCGCGGUUGUGCGACACGCUGCGAGCGGGCAAUCCUUCAAAUCCAAGUUCCAAAAUAGACGCGCACUCAUACUUUCAAGUCGACACAUCGUCUUUCAUAUCACUUUGUCAAGAUUCGAACCUUUCACGUGUUCAGUGAACUCCCAACAGACCGCUUUGGAGCAUCUCACUGGGAAAAGUGUGGAUGUUGAAGGUUGUAACUAAGAAAAAUGUGGGUCAAGUUGAGCUAUUAAAUGUGCAAAAAUUGCAGGUGUGAUAGCAUUUGACUGACACAAUAAUGGGUUUAUACUAUUUUCAAGAGGGAAAAUAUGGGUAUGAAAUACCUUUACUGGGAAAAUGUGGGUGUUGGACUAUGUAACUUAAAUAUAGGUGGUGAGGCAUUAAACAAGCAAAAAUUGUGGGUGUGAUCGCAUUUGACUGACAAAUUCAUGGGUAUUCCCGAUCGAUCGGGUCCGAUUACGUCAUUUUCAAAGUAUCAGAAUCGGCAAAAAAAUAUCGGACAUGCCUUUUUUUAAUAUAAUUAAAUCGUUUUCUAAUUGUAUUUAACGUUACAGACAAAAUGUCUUACACUCAUCCAGAGUCUUUAGUUUUGGCCUAAAGUAGGGCUAUCAAAUUUAUCGUGUUAACGGCGGUAAUUUAUUUUUUUUUAAAUUAACCACGUUAAAAUAUUUAACGCAAUUAACGCAUGCGCUGCAUGACUCACUCACACAUUGUCGCGUUCAAUCUAUAUUGGCGCCGAUUUACCUAUAUAUAGAGCUGAAAGGCAGCGUAAUAUGAGUAGAGUGAAUUCUGGCAGUCUUUGGGGCCUUUUUUUUAAAUGGCUAAAGCUUUACAAUCCCUCUCUCAACAAUUAGAACUAUCGUGGGAGGCAAUGUGGGGAAGAAAGGUAAUAGUUGAUCUUUUUUUUAACACCCUACGUUAUUUCCCAACGCAGAGAAGAUAUAUGAAUUGGUGCCCCUACGCACAGUCAUGGUUGCACUUCCCAUCAUGCAUUUGGGCAGAACAGUUAAAUGGCUGCAGUAUAAUUUACUGAAAGCUCACAAAAAUCCACUAGAUGGCAAUAUUUAGUCACAAUAUACAAAGUCACAUUUAUCCUAUAAGAAUUACAAGUCUUCCUAUCCGUGGAUCCCUCUCACAGAAAUAAUGUUAAUAAUGUGAAUGCCAUCUUGAGGAUUUAUUGUCAUAAUAAACAAAUACAGUACUUAUGUACUGUAUGUUGAAUGUAUAUGUUCGUCCGAGUUUUAUUCAUUUUUUUCUUAAUGCAUUGGCAGAAUGUAUAUGAUCGGGAAAAAUUAUCGGGAAUGAUUAGAAUUGAAUCGGGAGCAAAAAAAAAAGCAAUCGGAUCGGGAAAUAUCGGGAUCGGCAGAUACUCAAAACGAUCAGGAUCGGAUCGGGAGCAAAAAAACAUGAUCGGAACAACCCGAGUAUUGACCCCUUUCAAUGGAUAAAAUAUAGGUGUGAAAUCCUUUUACUGGAAAAAUGUGGCUGUUGAACAGUGUAAUUUUAAAAAAUAUAGAUGUUGAACCCUCGAACUUGCAGAAUGUGUGGGUGUUGAAGGACUUGAAUGACAAAAGCAUGGGUGUUGACUAUUUUCAAGAGGGAAAUUAUGGGUGUGAAAUACCUUUUAAUGGGAAAAUGUGGGUGUUGAACUAUGUAACUGAAAAAUAUGGGAGUUGAACCAUUAAACAUGCAAAAAUUGUGUAUGUAAUAGCAUUUGACUGACAAAUUAAUCGGUGUUGAACCCUUUCUAUAGGGAAAAUAUGGGUGUGAAAUUAAUGGGUUUGGUUAAGCAUGGACUAUUUUCAAGAUGGAAAAUAUGGGUGCGAAAUCCUUUUACUGGAAAAAUGUGGCUGUUGAACAGUGUAAUUUAAAAAAAAAGAUGUUGAACCCUUGAACAUGCAGAAAGUAUGGGUGUUGAGUCCUCUCAAUAAGGAAAAUUGUGCCUGGAAUCCUUUUACUGGGAAAAGUGUGGGUCUUGAACAAUGUAACUAAGAAAAUAUGGGUGUUGUGCUAUUAAACAUGAAAAAAUUGCGGGUGUGAUAGCAUUUAACUGACAAAUUAACGGGUGUUGACCCCUUUCAGUCGGGAAAAUAAAGGUGUGAAAUCAUUUUACUGGAAAAAUGUGGCUGUUGAACUGUGCAACUUUAAAAAAUAUGGACUUUGAACCCUUGAACAUGCAGAAAGUGUGGGUGUUGACGGACUUGAAUGACUAAAGCAUGGGUGUUGACGCCUCGCUAUAAGGAAAAUGUGUGUGUAGGAUCCUUUUACUGGGAAAACUGGGUGUUGAACUAUGUAACUUUGGAAAAAUAUGGGUGUUCGAGCCUUUGGACAUGCAAAAAUUGUGGGUGUGAUAGCAUUCAACUACAAAAAAAAAAACCUUUUCAAAACGGUACGUCUCUGGAUUUGUUUUACUGGAAAAAUGUGGCUUUUGAACAAAAUAUGUGGGUGUUGAACCAUUAAACAUGCAAAAAUUUGAUAGCACUUGAGUGGCAAAUUAAUGGGUGUUGAUUCCAUUCAGUAAGUAAAAUGUGGGUGUGGAAUCAUUUUACUGCAAAACUAGGUGUUUAGCUUAAAUUUUGGAAAAGGGUUUGGGUGGGGUGACACUACUACUUUUCUUAAAAGUUUUUGUUUAGUAGAAUUAACCUGAGAAAAAUGUGGGUGCUUAUCAUUUCAGGUUAAAAG